Microdochium trichocladiopsis is the source of this 345-nucleotide messenger RNA. RefSeq lists its product as uncharacterized. The record is from RefSeq and is a predicted model, not a curated record. Lineage: Eukaryota; Fungi; Ascomycota; Sordariomycetes; Xylariales; Microdochiaceae. The coding region runs from base 1 to 312 and encodes 103 amino acids. The transcript has 2 exons.
AUGCUUUUGAUGGUGACCGUCAUGCUUGGCGGAGUAAUGGUCAUGCAGAUAUGCAUGACCAGUGAGCGUAAGGGGUGUAACAACCGCAUGCUAGUCUCCCUUGGCUGGAUCGUGGCCAAGGGCUCGCGGGAGAACCCACGGAACACGAAGUGUAGUCUACAAGAUCCGGAGAGGCUUAUGCAGCUGCGGAAGGAGCUGCUGGCCGCGCGCAAGCCAUUAGUGGACUCCCUCGCCAUGGUGUUUGGUGACGAGGAUGAGAUCUGGCUGGAGCGGUGCGAGAGUAUUGCAAGCCAGUUGUCGUAUAUAGACUAAGCGGCUUGUUAUCUAGAUCCCUGUUCCUUAUCG